AUGACGGAGGGGUUCUUCCUUUAUGCUUAUGGUCACAAAAUGCUGAAUUGCACCUUCAUCCUGGACCCAGAAAAUUUUACCCUGGUGGCCCCAUAUGAGGCCUGUACCAGGAUAGUGCUUAACCAGUACGAGAUAGUCAUCAUACUUAAGAAUGUUGCUUCUAAACAAAAUGGUCUCACGUACCGGCUCAACUGUCCAGUCAUGCAAGCAGAUGAAACCAGUGAGCAUCUUGGAUCUACAAUCUGCACAAAGGAUUCCAUGUCUUUUACCUUUCGAGCUUUUCCUGGCAUGGCUGAUGAGGAUUCGGAACCUGGAUAUCAGAUGGAAUGGGUCAUUGUGACUGGUGAUGGCACAGGAGCCCAAACCUUGACCCUUCAAGAGGCCAUGAUGCAAGGGUAUAACAUCCUGAUUGAUUCUGAUAAUAUGAUCAUCCAAGUGUCACACAAUGCUACUGGAGUGACCCACUACACGCAAGACAACAGUCACGUCUACACGGUACCUCUGAAGCUUAAGCAUUUAUCUCAUGGACAGACAACCACCUAUUCAUCACAGGUGACUUGUGUGUCAGGUUCUGUGUCCUGUAAUGAUACACACAUGACUCUUACCAUACCUGAAUUUCCUGGGAAGCUAAAAUCCGUGACCAUUGAAAACAAAGACAUAGCUGUGAGCCAGUUUCACAACAGUGGGAUUGAUGUAGAAGCAGCUAAUGGCUUGAAAUUGCAUAUCAGCAAAACUCUUCUCAGAAACCAGUUCUCUGAAAAAUGCCUAUCCUACCAACUCUACUUAUCAUCACUCAAGUUGACCUUUUCAUUUCAAAUGGAGACAAUAUCCAUGGUGAUUUAUCCUGAGUGUCUCUGUGACUUGCCAAUUUCUAUAGGUACAGGUGAGCUGUGUACCCAGGAUGGGUUUAUGCAUGUGGAUAUCUAUAACUACCAAACAAAACCAGCUCUCAACUUGAAUACCCUCAGAGUGGGGGACUCAUCCUGCCAGCCUGCCUUUGAGACUCCAGCUCAGGGGCUGGUAAGGUUUCACAUACCCCUUGAUGGAUGUGGAACAAAAUAUAAGUUUCUGGAUGACAAAAUUUUCUAUGAAAAUGAAAUACAUGCUCUCUGGACAAAUCUCCCUCCAAGCAGAAUUUCCAGAGACAGUGAAUUCAGAAUGACAGUAAAAUGUUAUUACAGCAGAGAUGAUAUGAUGAUCAAGACUAAUGUUGAAAAUCUUCCUCCUCCGGUGACCUUAGUGAAGCCAGGUCCACUUACCAUGAGCCUGCAAACCUACCUAGAUGACUCCUACCUGCAGCCUUACAGAGACAGUGAAUACCCUGUGGUGAGAUACCUCCGAGAGCCAAUUCAUCUGGAAGUGAGAAUCCUAAACAGAACUGACCCCAACAUCAAGCUGGUCUUAGAUGACUGUUGGGCAACAAUCACUGUGAGCCCUGAUGCUCUGCCCCGGUGGAAUGUUGUUGUGGAUGGCUGUGAAUAUAACCUGGACAACCUCAGAACCACCUUCCAUCCAGUUGGCGCCUCUGUGACCUACCCUUCCCACUAUCAGAGGUUUGAUGUGAAGACCUUCGCCUUUGUGUCACAGCCCCAAGUUCUCUCCCAUCUGGUCUACUUCCACUGCAGUGCCCUGAUCUGUGAUCAGCUCUCUCCUGACUCCCCUCUGUGCUCUGUGACUUGUCCUAUGACAUCCAGGAGGAGGCGAGGAACUACUGGAGAGGAUAAAGUGGUAGUAAGUCUCCCAGGACCCAUCCUCCUACUGGCAGAUGAUUCUUCUUCAUUGAGAGACCCUAUGGACUUCAAAGGGCACGGGAUUGCUGGGUAUGUUGCCUUUCACACGAUAUCUGCUGUGCUUGUCUUAGCGGGCAUCGUGGCAACCCUAGGAGCUGUCAGUUACCUGCACAAGAAAAGGACCUUGAUAUUAAAUCCCUAAUUGGAUUUACAAAUAAAAGUGGUUGAGUUCAAA
Messenger RNA from Erinaceus europaeus (western European hedgehog), 1965 nucleotides. It is a transcript of the gene ZP2, whose product is annotated as zona pellucida glycoprotein 2. The coding region runs from base 1 to 1932 and encodes 643 amino acids. Lineage: Eukaryota; Metazoa; Chordata; Mammalia; Eulipotyphla; Erinaceidae. Gene Ontology annotation, cellular component: egg coat. The transcript has 16 exons. Gene Ontology annotation, biological process: prevention of polyspermy; binding of sperm to zona pellucida. Gene Ontology annotation, molecular function: acrosin binding; structural constituent of egg coat. The record is from RefSeq and is a predicted model, not a curated record.